UGCCAGAAAUCAAAUAAAGUCAACUUCCUUCACUACACGACAAACCUUUCAUUUUAGCUUGUGAAUACUUGAAUUCUAAUCUGCAACGGAAAGGCGAAGGACGAUCUUGUUUCCAUUUUUGAAUUCCAGUAUCCUGGUACCUAGGUAAUAAAGUAACUCUCAUUUCGAGCCCGCGAGCCCGCGAGGCUGCAGCAAGUAUGCGAGGUUGGCUUCAUGGUUUCCUCACAUUGGGGCUUUCGGCCCUGAUAGCUGGUGCGCUGGAGGUUAAGAUGGUACGUCGAAAGAAGUAGAGAUAAAAUACUCGUUCUGAUGGCGAUAGCAGGAUGAGUCUAAUGAUAAUCGACAAGUAUGCGCCGGAAUGUAUGAUCGGAAGACUUGGGGGGGCCCGAUUGAGCCGCAUAUAUUAGUAAAAUGGCUUCCGACUACACAAGAAUCAGACGAUCCUGAUCCAAUUGCCAGUAUGAUUGUUUUUGAGUGGAGGGAUUACGAUCUUGUUGGUGUAUUGCCAACCAUAGACAGCAUACAGGUAUGAGUGAAUCAACUGGUGAAACUCUCAUUUGAAUCACCCGCUGAUACACGAACUUAGAAAGAAUUCAUUUGCGAUCCGGAAAAUAUCAGCAAUGGUUUCUGUAAUGCCAACCAAACUGGACAAUUCUUACUGGCGCCAAAUGCAACAGAAAAAUCGAUCAGUCAAAUUUACACUGGAGCCGUUCAUCUUAACAAAACUGGCCCACCGAUCAAUUAUCCCAUCAAGAAAACUGGUUAUUAUUGCGUUGGCACAACUGGGUAUUCUCCUUCAAAUGUCAAAUACACCGCGGUUGUGGAGUUCCGGAAUGCCUAUGGGGAGCUUCCUGCAGCACAAAUACCAAAACUGCCAUUUUAUGGUAUCAUCACAAUUGUUUAUGCGGUUAUGGGAAUGUGCGUUAUCUCAUGCCCCAAGUUUAGUGCUAAAGCUAAUGGUGUAAUGACAGUCUUUGGGCCUUUUUAUACGUGCAACAUCGAGAAGACAUUCGUCAGUAUCCCAAUCGAGCCUAUUGACCGGUACUAACUUCCCCAAAGUGCCUGUACAGAACUACAUUACAGCAAUCAUUGUAUUUUUGAUAGUAGAAAUGCUAAUGACUUGGGGGUUUUAUGGUACGUCUAUUUCUUCGUGCUACUGGAAUCAUGUUGACAUUUGUAGACUAUCUCAAUCGAUCCGGCAGCAGUGUUGGCUCGAAAGUGAUGAUGAUAAUUGUUGCUGUACUAAAUGCAGGUCGCAAUUCAUUCUCAUUCUUCUUGCUUCUCAUCGUCUGCAUGGGUUAUGGUGUCGUCAAGCCUAGUUUAGGCAAGACUAUGGUUUAUGUCCGAUAUCUUGCAGGAGCUCAUUUUGUCUUUGGGCUGAUUUAUUCCAUCGCGAGCCUGACAAUCACUCCCGAACACGCUGGUAAGACUUUCCCUUAUCAGUGACUAUUCUCAUACUAACCAAGUUAUAGGUCCCCUAGUUUUGUUUGUUAUCCUUCCAUUGGCAGGGACUCUCACGGCAUUCUACGUGUGGACUCUCAAUUCCCUAAACUUGACCAUGAAGGAUUUGAAUGACCGCAAACAAACUACGAAGUCAGGCAUGUACCGCAAGCUCUGGUGGUGUAUACUUCUCUCGAUCAUCGUUAUUUUUGGCUUCUUUUUCUUCAAUUCAUUUACUUUUGCUUCGGCUUCGGAUCCCGACUUUGUCCCCUUCCACUGGAAAUCCAGAUGGUUCAUCCUCGAUGGCUGGCUCAACAUUGUCUACUUGUUGGACGUCGGAUUCGUGGCAUGGGUAUGGAGGCCAAGUGCCAACAACAGAAGAUUCGCAAUGAGUGACGAGUUAGCACAAGAUGAUGAGGGAUUUGAAAUUGCCGAUUUCGGCGCUGAGGAUGACGACGAAGAUGAUGUUGAGAAUUCUGCCGCUCGCCGAGGUGACAGAACACAGCCUGGCCAAGAAGGAGCAAGAUAUGAUCCUCCACCGGGAGCUAAUACCGCAAAGGAAAUUCCAAGAGAAAGUCUAGAUGGUGAAACAAUUUUUGCGGUCGGAGAAGAUGCUGACCGCUGGUCAGAUGAGGACGAUGACGAUUCAGAGGCGGGGAAAAAACUUGUGGGUGGAAAAGGAAAAAAGGAAAAUGAUUCGGAUGCGGAUUAAGCAAGUUUGCACGCUUGUGUAUCAUAGUAUUGGUCGGCGUUGGGUAUUAUUGGUCAAGGAGGAAACAGCAUUUUCAUUUGCGAACUUAGGGGGAUUUGUCAUAGCAUUUGUACUUGUUUGUUCUUCUAUCAGCGCAUUUGUCUAGAAUACAAUUUAUGAAUUCAUAGACUCGAUUUAUAA
This is a messenger RNA of Sclerotinia trifoliorum, 2332 nucleotides long. Lineage: Eukaryota; Fungi; Ascomycota; Leotiomycetes; Helotiales; Sclerotiniaceae. The record is from the annotation of a GenBank genome assembly.